UUCUAUACCACGUGACCUUGCGAUCAUGUGAUCUCUGCUGGAACCAAGGAGAAGGAAAGAUGUCGCCGACCGGCUGGCCUAGGAUGGAGGCUUUAUCUUUUACCUUGUGGUUUAUCCUUUUCCUCUGCACGACUGAUGUCCGUGGGGACAGUUUGACGGUUCUGCAGGCUCCUGAGUUUGUGUCGUUCCAGAAAGGAGAGUGGCCCGUCUCUGGCGAGAAGAUCCCUGACCUAGUGGCCCUAACAAUGGGCUUCUCUGUUCAAGAGGAUCUGUCUUGGCCGGGCCUGCAGGCUGGUCUCCUGUUCCAGCGUCCUCGCGCUAAUGUUCUGGUGGUGGUCCAAGGAGCUGAUGGUCUCACCUUUCCUCAGAGUGUGGCCUCCUAUCCCUUGGAGAAUCCGGUGCCCUUCACCCUGGAUAGUGUCGCGGAGACGGUGCACUCCCUGUUCGCUGAGGACACGCCUGUUGUGCUGCAGCUCGCACCGAGUGAAGAGAGGCUGUACAUGCUGGGCAAAGCUAACGCCGUGUUCGAGGAUCUGCCAGUUACCUUGCAGCAGAUUCGAGGUCGUCUGUCCCAAGACGGCUCCGUGCUGGCCACCUUGCCCCUCAACUCACUCAGCAGGAACGCAGAGGCUGAUUUGCUGUUCCUCUCUGAGAUCCAAGUCCUGCAUGACAUCGCAGCUCUGCUGCAGAGGCACAGGCAUCUGGCCAAGGACCACUCUCCAGACCUUUACUCCCUGGAGCUGUCGGCCCUUGAAGAACUGAGCCGUGUCUAUGGACAAGACUCUCCUCAGUACCACGAUGCCAUCGCCAUUCUCUCCUCUGUCCUGCAGAAGUUUGCAGAGGACAUGUACGGCCUUUAUGGCAACAGUGCCGUGGUGGAGGUCGUGACCGUGAAGAACUUUGAGGCUCCUCUCACUAGGAAAUCCCGCUCAAUUCUGGAAUCAAAACAGAUCAGCAAUCCAGGCAGCCCUUACAAUUUAGCCUACAAGUACAACUUCAACUACGCCGUGAUCUUCAACAUCAUACUGUGGCUGAUGAUUGUGCUGGUGCUGGCGGUGAUUGCCGUGGGUUACAGCCUGUGGAACAUGGACCCGGGAUACGACAGCAUCAUCUACAGGAUGACCAACCAGAAGAUCAGAAUGGAUUAAAAACCACGUCCCUCAAGGACCCACUCAAUCCAUCCAUCCCCUUGUAUUUCGUGAGUGAUCGUUUUUGUGCUUUGUGUUUGAGACAUUGAAGUAAACGAUGAGUGAGCAAUUGGUUUACGAUGCUGCUGUGGUAGUUGAAAAUGGAUAUCAACAUUAUAACACAUCAUUCCUUGAGGUGUCUGUUUUUGUGAUGUGUGGUCAUGUUCUGAAAGAGCGUGAAUUUGUUGUGAAAUUUUUUUAAGUUAAAUAUAUGUGUAUAUAUUGAAAAUGCAACUAUAUGACAGCCUGCUGUACUAAAUGUGAAAAGAUUAUUCUGUAGAGGUGUAUUUUGCUUGAAAUAACUUGCACCUUUAGUUGAAAGCAUCGAUUAAAAAUAAGAGUUUUAAAAUUGCAAAGAUGAUGAAUAAAUUAUGGCUCACACAAUAGUCCAUGUUUGAUAUUGGCAAAAUGUUUUACCAUGUUGGCCAUUUUCAGUAUUAAAAAGCACUUCCAGGUUGUGAGUUUAUAACAAAUUAAAACGGGUAAUUACGGUAACCGAUCAAAAAGGCAUAGAUGAACGGUUAAAAAAGGUGGCUCCAGCUUCAAUGCUCAUUACCGACACCUACUGGUUGAAGUCAUAUGAACUGAAAAAAGAACGAAUCACUUUAGGAAGUCACUCUCGUUCACUGAAAAGAUUCGUUCAUUUGAACGAAUCGUUCACUCACGAGCCAACACGAGUCAUGAGUUUCUGAAACACUUCCGGGUCUGAUUCCCUCACACACACACACACACACACACACACACACACACACACACACACACACACUCAUCGCGGGGAGCGGAAAAAACAAGCAGAGCUAACGAUAAGCUGCAACUAUGGUCUGACUUAUUAUAAAAGCGAGCAUCUACGCGGUCAGGAAGAUCCGGGCGGCCAUUGCUAAGACAGAGCAACUGGAAGAGCCCAUUGUGACGCCAUGUAGUGCUAUCGCUGAAAAGAGAGCGGCACAAGCCCUGAGAGAGCCACCAGAAGCCGUAAUGACUUCAAAUCACAUCAGCGGGGAAGUGGUCUCCGGGAUGCCUUUGACUGUGCAGAAAUAUGGCUCUUGAUGUUAAAACUCAAAUCACACUGGUCAUUCAUAAAUAGCCUAAACAGAAUCAGUUCCCUUUUGCAUCAUAGCAACCGAAGCAAACAGCAUUGUAAUGCUAAUAUGUCUUAAAUAUUGUUAAUUGAAUAUUCAGUAAUGACCACAGUGUGCUCUUGUUACCCUGCUGUAAAAUGUUGAUAAUGUCUGUUGCAAUGUGUGAAGACUCAACUCACAAACCUCUCCAAGGAGGCUGAGCAGGUCUGAUGUGUUUUGCAAUGAUAAUAUCAAUAAAAACUUGAAACACUU
This is a messenger RNA of Syngnathus typhle (broad-nosed pipefish), 2518 nucleotides long. RefSeq names its product ATPase H+ transporting accessory protein 2 (gene atp6ap2). The coding region runs from base 60 to 1148 and encodes 362 amino acids. Gene Ontology annotation, biological process: positive regulation of Wnt signaling pathway. NCBI's taxonomy places the organism in Eukaryota, Metazoa, Chordata, Actinopteri, Syngnathiformes, Syngnathidae. Gene Ontology annotation, molecular function: signaling receptor activity. Gene Ontology annotation, cellular component: membrane; external side of plasma membrane. The transcript has 11 exons. The record is from RefSeq and is a predicted model, not a curated record.